AUGGCGUUGUUGUUUCAGUCCUUGCCCGACGAUAUAUUAUUGCAAGUUGCAAAAUAUAAUAGAGCACAUGAGGUAUGGGAAGCCAUACGAGUUCGCUUCUUGGGAGCAGACCGUGUUCAGAAAGCACGUCUGCAUGUGCUUCGUUCAGAGUUAGAAAAUUUGAAGAUGAAGGACAACGAGUUAAUCGAUGAAUUCGCCGGAAGAAUUAGCGCCAUUGAAGGAAGAUUCAACAACCUUGUUUCCGUCAUAGAACCCGAAACUUUGGUUCGUAAAUUGUUCAAUUCGCUGCCAAUAAGGUUCCUUCCAAUCAUCGCCUCCAUUGAGCAGUCGGAGGAUUUGGAAACGAUGCCGUUUGAGGAAGCAAUCGGGAGGUUAAAGGCGUUUGAAGAUAGAGUGCGUCUUUAUGCCGGGAACGAAGGAGAGACCUAUGGAAGGUUGCUUUUCUCUAAGUCCGAAAACCAACCGAGACAGAGCCGUUUUGAGAAUAAGAAAUCCCAAGGUAGAGGUCGAUACGGUAACGGGUCAGAUACUCGCGGACGCGGUCGAGGCCGAGGCCGUGGGAAUGGUAGAGGUCAAGGGCGUGGUAAUUCAUCCAACGGUAAUCGAAACUACAACAAUCAGGGACGAGAUAAGAGUACCGUUCGUUGCUACAAUUGCAACGAACUCGGACACUUUGCAUGGGAGUGUCCAUAA
Helianthus annuus (common sunflower) is the source of this 693-nucleotide messenger RNA. RefSeq lists its product as uncharacterized. The transcript has a single exon. NCBI's taxonomy places the organism in Eukaryota, Viridiplantae, Streptophyta, Magnoliopsida, Asterales, Asteraceae. Bases 1 to 693 code for a protein of 230 amino acids. Gene Ontology annotation, molecular function: nucleic acid binding; zinc ion binding. The record is from RefSeq and is a predicted model, not a curated record.